Molecule: messenger RNA, 3373 nt
Organism: Cucurbitaria berberidis CBS 394.84
Lineage: Eukaryota; Fungi; Ascomycota; Dothideomycetes; Pleosporales; Cucurbitariaceae
Exons: 3
Coding region: 184-3258 (1024 amino acids)
Biological process (GO): intracellular protein transport; endoplasmic reticulum to Golgi vesicle-mediated transport; COPII-coated vesicle cargo loading
Cellular component (GO): endoplasmic reticulum exit site; COPII vesicle coat
Molecular function (GO): zinc ion binding; SNARE binding
Source: RefSeq, a predicted model, not a curated record
GAUCAUCAACUUCCAAAGUAACCCCUCGGUUGCGCCAGAUCCGCUCCAGCAUGCUCAGACUAUGACAUGAUCAUUUCCGAUAUUGCUUCGCAGUUCUGACCCGUUCCGCCAAGAGCUUGACGCGCAACAUUCCAUCCCGACUCGCGACCUCGACUUCGACCGUAGCAUCCCCGCGCCGCAGCAAUGUCCGAGUUCGCCAUGUACCACGCCCUCGGCACGGGUACACCGAAUCCCAAUGGAUCAGGAAAGAAGGACGAACCGAAUACAUGGCGGCCACCUGUUGCUGCGGGCCCUGCGGGCUACCAGCAGAGUGGCAGUCCUGCAGUGGGUCAAGCUCAGAACCAGUACACGGGCACACCAGUGCAGUACGGUGCGCCUGUUCAACAAGAGGGCUACUUCCCACCGCAGCCAACACCGCCAGCGUAUCCUUCGUAUCAAGGCGACCAGGACGUGAACAAUUUAGCAUCUCAAGUGGGCGCGGUGGGGUUAGGCGUGAAUCAAAUAGCGCAACCCAGGCACAAGAAGAAGGACAGGCAUGCAUAUCACAACAUCGAGGGACCGGGAGGAAGUACACCGGGCUUCAAUGGCUCGCCACAGAUGGGUAGUCCUUCACAAUACCUGAACCAAAACUCGCCGCAAGUUGGGGGAGCGCAGUGGAUGGAACCCCAAAUCACCCCCGCGAUGAGCCAGUUCCCAGCAGCGGCAAAUCCUAUAUUCAGUCCUGCAGCUCAAGCCUCGCCUAUGCAGCACGCUGCACGAACGCCGGUGGCAGCACAACAACAAAUGGGAGGGACCCCAGCAUCAUCAGCCCAAGGCCGUGUCGACCCUGAGCAGAUACCAAGCGUUCCGAGGUCUCGAGAUGCACCAGCAAGAUAUUAUCUGGAGCACAUAUACCCGACUAUGGAACACCAUCUUCCUCCUCCCGCUGUUGUCCCCUUUGUCGCCUACGACCAAGGCAAUUCGUCGCCCAAGUUCGCAAGAUUAACGCUGAACAACAUUCCCAUAUCAGCACAAGCUCUUGCUGCUACUGCCCUGCCACUGGGCAUGGUUUUACAACCGCUCGCUUCUCAACAAGAGGGCGAGCAGCCCAUUCCGGUGCUAGACUUUGGCGAGACCGGUCCACUGAGGUGUACAAGGUGCCGAGCGUACAUCAACCCUUUCAUGCAGUUCAAGGCUGGUGGGAAUAAGGUCGUGUGCAACAUGUGCACCUAUCCCAUUGAUGUUCCAGGAGAAUACUUCUCACCCACAGACCACACAGGUGUGAGAGUAGACAGGCUACAACGACCUGAGUUGACCCUAGGUACGGUUGAUUUCAUGGUUCCGAAAGAGUACUGGUCGAAGGAGCCUGUCGGCCUACGAUGGCUCUUCCUGAUCGAUGUCACUGAGGAGGCUGUCAAUCGAGGCUUCCUCGACGGCUUCUGCGAAGGCAUCAUGCACGCACUUUACGGCGGAGAUGAGCAGACGGAAGAAAGCGAGACGACAAGUCGAUUACCAAAAGGCGCCAAAGUUGGGAUUGUCACGUUCGACAAGGAAAUGCACUUUUACAACCUAAGCCCGAAUCUGGAUGCUGCUCAGAUGCUAGUCAUGUCAGAUAUUGAGGAUCCUUUUGUACCGUUGGGCGACGGCCUAUUUGUCGAUCCGGCGGAAUCCAAGACCGUCAUCACAAAAUUGCUUACACAACUGCCAAGCAUGUUCUCAGAGUUCAAGAAUCCUGAGCCGGCUUUGCUGCCAACGUUGAAUUCAGCGAUGGAGGCAUUGGCGGCGACUGGUGGUAAGAUUGUGUGCUCUUUAGCCGCGCUACCCACUUUUGGUCCUGGUCGCCUGUUCCUCCGUGACGAUGGCAAUGUGCACAAUACCGAUGCCGAGAAGAAGCUGCUCCAAACGGAACAUCCUGGAUUCCGGAAAGUCGCGGAGAAGAUGGUUCAAAGCGGUAUCGGUAUCGACUUCUUUAUGGCGGCACCCAGUGGUGGCUAUCUGGACAUCGCGACAAUCGGCCACGUCUCAGCUAUAACGGGUGGCGAAGUCUUCUACUAUCCCAACUUCCACUCGCCACGGGACACCCUCAAGUUGUCCAAGGAGAUCAAACAUACAGUCACGCGAGAAACCGGAUAUCAAGCGCUGAUGAAGGUUCGCUGCUCAAAUGGUCUGCAGGUCUCCGCUUAUCAUGGCAACUUUUACCACCAUACCUUUGGCGCCGAUCUCGAGUUUGGAGUCAUUGAUGCCGACAAGGCUAUUGGCGUCAUGUUCAGCUAUGAUGGCAAACUGGAUCCGAAGCUUGAUGCCCAUUUCCAGAGUGCAUUGCUCUACACAACUGCCAACGGCGAGCGACGGGUGCGGUGUACCAACAUCGUAGCCAGCGUUAGCCAAAACACUGGCGAAUGCAUGAAAUUCGUUGACCAGGAUGCCGUUGUCAACAUCAUCGCAAAGGAAGCCGCUGUCCGUAUGACCGAGAAGAAUCUUAAGGAGAUUAGAGGAGCUCUGACGGAAAAGACGGUUGACAUUCUUGCUGGCUACAGGAAGAACUUUACUGGAAAUAGUCCUCCAGGUCAGCUCGUCCUACCAGAAAACCUCAAAGAGUUCGGCAUGUAUAUUUUGGGCUUGACCAAGUCGAGAGCCUUCAAAGGAGGGAAAGAGCCGACCGAUAGGAGGGUACACGACAUGAGAAUGAUCAAGUCGAUGGGACCAUUGGAGUUGUCGCUCUAUCUCUACCCUCGGAUCAUCGCGGUACACAACCUUGAUGAAAGGGAUGGAUUCGCCAACGAGAAGGGGCAUUUAGUCAUGCCAGAAGGCGUGCGAGCAUCGUUUUCCAAGGUCGAGGAGGGUGGAGUCUACAUAGUCGACAACGGCCAGGUUUGCCUACUAUGGCUCCAUGCACACGUUUCGCCAAAUCUGCUCGAAGAUCUCUUCGGCGAGGGCAACAACAGCCUAAAGGCACUCGACCCCUUCUUAUCCACGCUUCCCGUUCUGGAGACACACUUGAACGCGCAAGUCCGUAACAUCUUGCAAUACAUGGAGGGCACAAGAGCGUCCAAGGCUCUGACGAUACAGCUUGCUCGGCAAGGUUUGGACGGCGCAGAGUAUGAGUUUGCGAGAUUACUCUACGAGGACCGCAACAAUGAGGCACAAAGCUAUGUAGACUGGCUCGUCCACGUGCACAGACACAUACAGCUAGAGCUUGCAGGACAGCGGAAGAAGGAUGAUAACACAAAUGACAUGGGAUCGACGUUCGUCGGCUUACGGACACCGUACUGGGGAUAGAGACUUUGACGCCGGCGUUGAGAAGCGUGUAUUGCAUAGCGACAUUGGGAUGCGGCGCAUGAUUUAUAGAGCAAACGCGACACGUAUAAAUGAACACAACACACUUCUCCACUUU